This is a messenger RNA of Prorocentrum cordatum, 1188 nucleotides long. NCBI's taxonomy places the organism in Eukaryota, Dinophyceae, Prorocentrales, Prorocentraceae. The record is from the annotation of a GenBank genome assembly.
AUGAAGACCGUGAACGGCACGCUGAUGUGCGACUUCUUGGACCCCGUGGAGAUCGAGAAGCUCCGCAGCGGGUGGACCCCCCGAAGGGGGGACGUGGUCGUGGCGAGCGGGUUCACCAUCCGCGGGCUCCAGCGCCUGCUCGUGUCGCUUGUGGAAGGCAGGGAGGAGCCAUACGCGGAGGGGCUCCUCGACAAGCCGCACCUGCUGGAGGCGGCCGCCUCGAGGCAAGGCGCGGAGAAGUACGCCGACUUCCUGGCGGGCUGGCCCGGUCGGCGGCUGUUCAAGACGCACGAGUUGCCCCACGAGGUGCCAUUCAGGUGGCCCCCCACUGAGGAGGAGGUGCAGGAGGGCGUCGCUCCAAAGGUCGCGGUGCUGGUAUCGGACCCGCGGUACGCGCUGUCGGUCACGUGGGAGGCGAUGAAUGCCAUGAACAUCGACCUGCCGUUGCCGCAUGGCGGGCGGGACUUCGCCGAAUUUAUCGAACUGGUCGUGCGGCGAGAGAAAUUCACAACCUUUCACAAGGACCCGUUCAGCCACCCCGUGGCGUGGGCCCGGGAGGCGAUGAAGUGGCCAGGCCAAGUCAGACUCUUCGAUGUGGACCGCUUUGCUUCGUUAAACCCCAGGGAGGUCGCCGCGGCGUGCGAAGAGUUUGCAGAUUUUAUUGGCGUUCCUGAGCCCGCCAGCGCAGCUGCUCGCCUCGUGGCGGCGAUCGGGAACCGCCCAAGGAGCGCAUCGCUCGCACUUGCCAAGGACGGCAUCGUGGACCAUGACGCCAUCCUUGGCGGCCCCCUGGUGGAGCUGCUGGGCCCCCGUGUCCAGGCAUUCGAGGCAGAGGCGGCGACCCUGAGCUACGGCACAAGGUCGGAGUAUCGCCGGCUCCUCGGCCUCCUGAAGGACGUCCCCAUGCUGGCCGAGCUCGCCCAGCGCGCGAUCGACGGCGUCAAGACGGUGCCGCCGCCGAUGCUCUGUGCGCCUCUGAAGGGCUUGGCGGCCCAUGCCGCUGGGACGUGCCGCGUCUGCGUCUUCGCGCUCCGCGGCGCCUGUCACUACACAGCCGAGAUGUGCGCCUUCUGCCACCUGGAGGGGCACAAGAAGCCGUCUCGUCCAAGCCAUGCCAAGCGGGUGCGGCACCGUGACAGGCUGCGGGCGCGCUGUCGCACCCCCUCCCUCGACGGGCUGUCUUCCUGA